Molecule: messenger RNA, 762 nt
Organism: Effrenium voratum
Lineage: Eukaryota; Dinophyceae; Suessiales; Symbiodiniaceae
Source: the annotation of a GenBank genome assembly
AUGUCGGCGUCACAUUGCAUUCCGAGGAAGCCGGUGCGAUGCUUCCGAAGGCCCUGCGGGGGAUUCCUGUGCCUUGCGGACGCGGACAUUGCCGACUGGCAGGGUGAGGUGAUUGCGACCUCCACGAGCCGCGGUCUCGAAGGCACCCUGCGGCGAAAUUGGUGGGGCUUUGCUGGCCGCAAAAGCGCGGACGCCGCACUGCACGAGAGGGCUGGGCCGGAGCUUGUGGCGGCAUGCCAGCAAAAGGCCUUCUCGUUGGACUUCGGUGCAGUGCUGGUGACUGCGGCACCUAACUUGAAGGCAAAAUACAUUCUCCACACCGUUGUGCCAGGGCACCCGAGUUCCAAAGAUCCGCGGCCCAUGCCUGCCGAGCGUGCUGCUGACUAUGCUGCAGACGAGGCUGAAGCAGAGCGGCUUCUGCGGAAGAGCUUUGCAGGCCUCCUUUCAGCAGCCGCCGGUCUCAAUGCUGGCUCCUUCUGUUGCCCUGCCAUUGGCUGUGGCGUGCGAGGCUUUCCGCCAGCGGUCGCUGCUCGCGCGGGUCUGCAGUGCUUGGCGCCGGAGGUGUGCCCUAGGCCUGGGCCACCUUAUGUCGAGGUUCGCUUUUGGGACCACAACGUCCUGAGCGCUUGGACCACGGAGGCCAUGGUCCAUCGUCAGCUCGAGGAGUGCCAGGAGCUGGAGGUGCGAGAGGAGCUUUGGCAAGGCGGGACGUUGGCGUCUUGGACCGAGAAGCGCCAGGUUUGGCCAUGUCGGAUCUGCUGA